Thamnophis elegans (Western terrestrial garter snake) is the source of this 4411-nucleotide messenger RNA. RefSeq names its product glucose-dependent insulinotropic receptor-like. Gene Ontology annotation, cellular component: membrane. Gene Ontology annotation, biological process: G protein-coupled receptor signaling pathway. Gene Ontology annotation, molecular function: G protein-coupled receptor activity. The record is from RefSeq and is a predicted model, not a curated record. Lineage: Eukaryota; Metazoa; Chordata; Lepidosauria; Squamata; Natricidae.
GUGCUGCACUCUAACCACUGCGUCACCUCGGCUCUAUAUACAAAACUUGCAUUCCAGUGAUAGUUUUCUAAUUUAUUUUUCAAUUUAAGUUCAAUAUCCCUUUCCCACCUGGAAGAAUUGUUCCUUUUCUUAGACCUCUGAAAUAACUAAGUUUUGUUCCCAGGCUCCAGUAGCUAGGGACACUCUGGAGAAGUUCUAUCUAUUGGUUGUUUCAUCACAUAAGAUCAUUUGAAUGCACGGAGAAGACAAACAAUCACACACCCUUAGAUUGUAAUGGUAACUGAUAUUGCAGUGUCUCUCUUUGUUUGUUAAACUCCUUCCUUAUCUUUCUGCAUCAGAGAAUUUCAUAAAUAGAACAAAUUUGCUUCCGGACUAUUUUACAUCCCUUCCAUUUCGGCUAAUUAGUUGAUUUUGUCUGAAGCUUUUAACUGGGAGAACUUUGAUCCUCCAUGUAUCUUCAGAUGUCUCUCUGCCAAGGGAAGAGUAUCAUGAAUUUUACAAGAGAAGCAAACUGGCAACAAAAAUGUUGAGACAGACUAGCCAUCAUUUUGAGGAAAACCUGACCAGAGAAGGAUUGUAGCUAUCAUGUCUUCACUUCUUGCUGUGACUAAACAUUUUGGUGAUUGGAAAGCAAAUUUACUCCUAAAGACUUGAUACAGUUUGCAUAUGCAAUGCAUAUCUAAGCCUAAUAUAUCUACUAGUUUACAGUAAAGAAGAUGUCAACUAUUAUUUGUGCAGUGCUACAUGUCAUCUUAAGUAUAUUUAUCCCAUCUGCUAAUCUACUGAUAAUCAUUAUCAUCCGUCGGUUGAAGAAGAGGUCAAGCAGAAACUAUGUCUUUAUCCUCAACUUGGCAGCUGCUGAUCUACUUGUGGGUGUGAUGUGCAUUGUGGAUGCUUUGGAUGAUGCAACAGAUGCACUGUUUGAUACGAAUUUGGUUUUUUGUCUUAUAAGGAUCUGCAUGGGUAUUACUCCUUGUAUUGGCUCUAUUCUCACCUUACUCCUGGUUUCUCUGGACAAGUAUUUGGCGGUAAAACUGCUUCAUUAUCCCUCCCUCAUGAGCAAGAAACGUGUAAUCCUCUCUCUUGUAGUCCUCUGGGUUCUCUCCUUCUUGGUAGGACACUUGCCACUUAUUUCUUCAGGAUUGCGGCAGAACAAAUUGAAGGGUAACUGUGGGCUCCUGUCUGCUGCCAAAAGUGAUUACAUCUACAUAAUCUGUUUCGGCAUUUUCACUCCUGCAUUGUUGAUCUUGGUGUUUUUGCAUAUCUCCGUAGGAAGGAUUGCCUAUCGACAGCAUAAGCAGAUCCAGCGCUCUUGCCUGCAUGCAGAUAUGCCUUCUGCUCAUCUCUGUUACGUCAAAGCUCUGAGGACUACCCUUAUUGUGGUUGUUUGUUUCAUUGUAUUCUGGGGCCCUUAUUAUGGGACUGCCAUUGUGAAAGCUACCUGUAAAUCCUGCAAUCUGAGCCCACUGUUACGGGAUUUUUUAUUCCUUCUCGGAGAAACCAAUUCACUGAUAAAUCCAUUUGUGUAUUCAUUGUACAACAAGGAUAUAAGGGCUGAGUUUGCCAGGCUGAUGAAAUAUAAGGGAAAAGGUCAAAUAAAGCCAUGUAAGUCUAUUGAUUUAGGCAGUGGCCAUUCCAACUUUGGAAUAUGAAAUGAUUUAUAAAAUGGAAUUAAAUCAGAUCUAAUUUCUGCCUCUUCUCCCUUCAACAGUUUUUCAGAUUAUAGAACAGUAUGUUCAAUCUCCACUGCAUAAAAACCAGAUAAGCACAGUUCUGAUCAAGAGAGGCUUUCCUCUCAGCCAUAAGUUUGGUUAUUUGAAAAUAAAGAUGGGUUAACUAGUAAGUAAAUAUUGAUAUAGUUUACCUGAUGAAGUAUUUUAAAACAGAUAAUACAGUGUGAGUGUCCUAUUUGUCUUCAUGUGGAUCUUUGGGAAACUCUACUCGUAAUAGUCAUAAUAGCAUAAUUGCUCCUGGUGUAUUUUGAAUAUGGUUUAAAGGAUUGAAAUCUAUAUUCAGUUUUUAAAAUUAAAUCUGCAAACACCUGAAGUAGGUAUGUAUUUAAAUCCCACCCUUUAAAAUGAGUUAAGAGCUCGCUAGUCAUUUUUUGAUUCUUUCUCUCUGUAUAUAAGAUAAUUUCAGAACAAUUCCAACAGAUGAAUAAUUUCAAAUUACUUGGAUAUCUCACUUAAAACUUGAAUUUGUGAACUAGUCCAUGAACAAAAAAAGAGCUUUUCAGCCUUAACCUUGGCAAUAAUGGCAUAUUAAAAUCAAGCCUUUUGUGAGAACUUUUCUGUAGUACUUUGACUAUUUAUAAACAUGCUGUAUGAAUUAAGUUACACACCAAUCAGUUAUUAGUGCCUCUGAAUAUAGUAUUAAACUAUGCGAGGCAGAUUUAUCUAUACCUUUAUUUCUGUGAUUGUGAAUUCUCUUCCAUGAGGUCCAUUUGCACUUUGUCUGGUUCUGCUUAUUUAGCUCUACUGCUACUUAAGAAAGCAUUUAGGACAAGUUUAUUAUUUGAUAAGCAUAUUUUGGGAGGGACUUUUUCAGGGUUGUGUCCUUUGCAAUUUUAUGGUUGUCCAUUCAUUUGGUUUCCUUUUUAUAGUUAGCUUCCUUGGGAUUGCUUUUGGGCAGUUUUUAAGUAAAUAAAUUGUGAUAAAAUAAACUAGGAUGAAAAAUGAAAAACAGAGUCCCUGCAAAUUGCACUUAUAUAAAUAUUGAACUUUUCAUACCAGUACAUCCUACUCCAAACAAAUCCCAUUGAUUUAAAUGCUUACAUCUAGGAAAGCAUUCAUAGGAAUAUAAAGUAUUUUGAUACAUAAUUGGGCUUUUAGAGUGCUUUAUUAACAUAGAUUCUUAGUAGAGUAUUUUGAUGAAAAGAAAUGGAAAAUAAGUAAUAGCCAUCCCAGCCCCACCUUUUUAAUUAUAUGUCCUACCAUUUUUGCUGCUGUUUUACCAUAUUACUCAAUUACAUUUUUUAAAUCCUCUCUACUCCUCGGAGGGUAUAAUUUGUUAAACACAUCUACUUCCAAUAGUCCAUUAACUCAAAGAAAAAGGAGAUAUCAAGAGAUAACAAGAAUUCAUAGCUUUUUUGUCCAAAAUUAGUUUGUAACACUAUGCCUUGAUUGGAUGAUAGUAAUAACAAUAGAAAGUGCUUAUAUAAAAUCAUCUAUAAAGUUGAGGAUUCAUCAACUACAUAUAUACAUAAAUGGAAUUUACCUAUGCUAAUAGAACCAUUACAAGUCAUGAAAUGGUGUUCAAGUGAUUGUGAAGAAUUUUAUUGCACCUGAACCAGUUAUGCAUUAUUUGAGAGUCUGGAAUGAUCUGCUGUGCUAAGAGUAUUUUCCUUUUUAGGACAAUCAUUCUGUAGUUUGGAAAAUAUCAGCAUCAGCAUUGUAUAUGGAAAGUUAUUUUCUGACCCUGGAACAUACAUCCUAGAAAAUAGUUUCCUCCAUGUGUAGUGGAUAACACUUCGUUAAUAUAUCAAGACUAGGGUUGUUUAUCAACAAGACAGCAUUGUUAAUAUAAAGGAUACCUUUUUAUUCUCUAUUGCUUUUACAGUUAAUAAAGGUGUAUUAGGUAUUUUUUGUAAAUCUGGACAUGAGUCUGAGUACUUACUGGAUGGUUUGAUUUCAGACAGUGGGAACAACAAAUCUUUUUUUCCCAGCAGCUUUUACAAAACUCUUAUGUGUAAUCUGAAAACAUGGCAGUGGCUGGUAGAAUCUAAUUCAAUCCAGAUUGUAACUAAAUGCAAACCAGUGGCUUGAGCAUCCUCAUCCUCAGCCCAACCAUUGUUUUAUUUUACUAUCUUGCUUGAAGAAGUGUGGAGAAAUAAAAGCAGAUGAAUUAUGAUGAAUUAGUAUGGACUUAAAAACCUUAUGAUUUUUUUUAACCAUAGCAAAAUGGGUUUAGAGUUUUAUGAAUAGUUACUGAAUCUUAUACCUUAUAAUUCAAUUUUCUUACUGAAGUUUGCUUCAUAUUUAUAUUUUCUAAUGCAACAAACAUAUAUCCAUAUAUAGUAUAUUUUAUGAAUACAUAAAUAUUAAAUAUAAAUAAGUUUACCUACAGAAUCCAACAGAUUAAUAAAUAUUAAAUAUUUUAAACAAGCAAGUGAUACUGUUCAGUCAACAUCAAACAACAAUCAGCUGUUGAUCAAACUGGUGAAUUUAGUAUUGCCAUUAUUAUCUUAUCCAGAGCACAGCCUAUUUCACAUUCUUUACAAAGGUAUAUUAAUUUCGAAGUCUGUUUCAAAAGAAAUGAAGGGAGCUGCAGUUUAGUCCACCAGUCACUGGCAGGAAAGUCUAAAUAUCUAUUCAGUUUAGCAAAGAUGCGAAGAAUCUUUAAUCUCUUGGCGAAGAGCAGAAGAUCAUCUUCAGCUACACACUUUGGCCAUGGAAGGUGUUCAGCAAUGGCU